Messenger RNA from Apodemus sylvaticus (European woodmouse), 822 nucleotides. It is a transcript of the gene Tmem212, whose product is annotated as transmembrane protein 212. Bases 1 to 822 code for a protein of 273 amino acids. The transcript has 5 exons. The record is from RefSeq and is a predicted model, not a curated record. Lineage: Eukaryota; Metazoa; Chordata; Mammalia; Rodentia; Muridae.
AUGAAAGGCCUCUACCAGGCGGCUGGCAGGACCCUGGUUCCUCUGGGGGGCCUCAGCAUCUUCUCUGGGUCCAUCGCCUUCUUCCCCGUCUUUUCCUGCAAGCUUUGGUACGCAGGAUGGAGCGUUUGGAUUGCCUGUCCCAUCUGGAACGGGGCUUUGGCUGUCACAGCUGGAUCACUUGUGCUGCUGGCUCACAGAGAGUGGGCCCAGAGAUACUUGUGGGAAGCCGCUUUCACCUUUAUAAUUCUGAAUCUUCUGGGAUGUCCGCUUCAUUUCGCAAUAGCCUUGCAGUCUGCCCUCCUUGGUCCCUAUUGCUUCUAUUCCUUCUCAGGGACUGUGGGGACCAAUUACCUGGGUUACGCGGUUACCUUUCCUUUUCCGUACACGAAGUUCCCGUCGGUCUGUGUGGACCCGCUCCAUUAUGAAGAGUACCACCUGACCCUUCAGGCCCUGGACCUGUGCCUGAGCCUCAGCCUGUUCUGUGUGUCCCUGACAGUGUUCAUCAGGCUCUCUGCAAGACUGAUGCAGACCGGACACCUAAAUCUCCCCUUCUGCUUUUGUGUGGUGCAGUGUGGAUUCAAUGGGAGCGUGGAUCUUAAAUUCCUGGUGACAGCACAGAACACUGACAGCCACAUGCCCAACAGCAUCAGCACAGGCCACAGAGAUCAACGCAGCCUUCGGGGCACGGGCCACAGACAUCAAUACGAUUUUCAGUGGCAGUCCAUGGACACCAGCAUGGAUUCAGACGGCAGCGGGACCGUAGACAUCAGCAAGGUCUCCUCCAUCAGCAACACAGACUGCAGAUCUCAACACAGUGUCUGA